Messenger RNA from Coniophora puteana RWD-64-598 SS2, 2568 nucleotides. RefSeq lists its product as uncharacterized. The transcript has 9 exons. The coding region runs from base 1 to 2568 and encodes 855 amino acids. The record is from RefSeq and is a predicted model, not a curated record. NCBI's taxonomy places the organism in Eukaryota, Fungi, Basidiomycota, Agaricomycetes, Boletales, Coniophoraceae.
AUGUCAAGGGAACAAUCAAUCCCAUCGUAUCCAGCGCAGUCUGAGACCAUAUUCAUCGAGGAUUUUGUCAAGGAGAUAACACCGAAGAGGAAGAGGACGCAGGCAUGGCUGCAGGGAGAGUUUAUGCGCCGGUGGCUUCGAGUGGCAGGAAAAUAUCUCAAGCUCCUGCUGGACAGCGAAGCCUGUCUCAACCAGGAAGCUUGCCCGGCCUGCAAUACCGACUCGGCAACAUGGCGAUGUCUUACGUGUUUUGGGACCCCCGAACGAUGCAUUGGCUGUAUGCGGCAGGAACACAGUCGGUUGCCCUUUCAUUCCUUCGAGGAGUGGCGAGCUGGUCACUGGCAGGCAGCGCCAGCAGCUGCAUUGGGAAUACGCUUGUACAUGGGCCACGGUGGUGAUAUUUGCCCGCGCGCAAUUGAUAGUUCUGCCGUGGGUGGCAGUAUUUCCAUUUGCGAAACUGCCGAUGCAGAACUGGAGGCGGCAGAGGCAGGGGCAGAUGGAUGGCACCAACCCCACGGGUCUGGCGGGGGAUGCAGAGCCCAGUUGCUCACCGUCGUUGACAUAACAGGUGUUCAUGAAUUGCCAGUUACGUGGUGCAACUGUCCGCAUGCCCUUCCGCUCCCUGAACAAUUAAUGGCGCUGCGACUUUACCCAGCAUCCCAAGGACGCCCGCAGACCGCUUUUACAUUCAGUGUCUUGGACAAUUUCCUCUUGUCGAAUGUCGAGAACAAGGUCGCCGCAUAUGGUUAUUUCAGAAGGCUGGCAAGGCUUACAAAUCUAGUUUGCCCUCAUGAUGUUCCUGACCGCUACCGCGAGUUGGCAAGGUGUGCUCGGCAGUGGACAUGUCUAAAAGCACAGAAAAAGUAUGGACAUGGAUACGGCGAGCGAGAGAAGGAGAAGGUGUGUGGCUCGCUCGCGUCGUUUUGUGUGGCAUGCCCCCAGCCUGGUGUCAAUCUCCCAGCAGAUUGGAAGGAUUUCAUGCCACGUUGGGUAUACUUCUGGCAGCUUGUGAUGGACGGAAACUUCAAGCAGCAAAACUACAAUAUGAAACACCCAGAAAAUGAUGUCGGCCUGCCAGAUGGCUUGGAGUACAUGGUGAAACAGGAUAAGUUUGCUGCUCAUAUUGCAACGGCGAAAGAAACACCAACGCGGUCGACGUGCAAUGAUCACAAAGCAGUCAACAACAGCUUUGUCAAACGCAACCAUCUCAAGGUUACAGGCAUCGGCGCCAUUGUCUGCUCACAGCAUGCUUGUUGGGUGCCGAAUUCAGGGGUCAAUUUUGAACGAGGGGAACAAGUCAAGCAAAGCCCCCAUCUUGAGGUCCCCGAAGGCCUUGAGGUCAUCCCUGCCAUCGGACAAUUCCACGUUCACGGGCACCAAGACAAGUGCGUCGCUCGGUACUUGCCGCUGUUUAUCAAAGGCGCCGGCAACGCGGUCGGGGAUACCAUCAAAUCCCGUUGGCCGGCAAUGAAUGAGCUCGCCAACAGUGCCCGGCACAUGGCCACUGAACCGCAUCACGAUGUCAUCAAUAACCACAUGAGGGACGACAACGAGAUGAAAAACGCAGGGAUAGAAGAGACGAAAUUGAUGAAAAAGGCAAGAAGAAGCAAACAGAACGGCGAGCGGAUCCGCUGGCUGAACGGCGGGAUUGAAGUUGAGCAAAGACAAAUUAAGAUUCAAGCGCUGGUCCGUCGGUUUGACAAGUCCGGCAGGUCCGCUGAUUUCCAAACCAUUCAGCGCGAGCGUCGGCAGCUCGCGAAGGACCUCGAUUGGGUGACCCAAGAAGCUCCAAAGCACAUGGGAAGUUUACUUAUUUCCGACAUCCAUGGUGAUACGGUGGUGCUACCCAUCGCGAGCGACAAAAAUGACGUCCCUGAGGAUGACGACUUCAUGGCAGAGAAUGACGACAACGACAAGCAUAUCCUUGAUGAUCUCGCUGAGGAAGCCCACAUUGACCCGGAAAAACGUACCAUAGGCUUGCCGUCUGCAUUCGGCCAUGCACGCUGCCGGAGGCACGGGUUGGAUCACCUGGUCAAAAUGGAGCUUCGUCUGCAAAGAGGGCAAGCAAAUGAUGCUAUUGGGAAAGUACACAGCCACAUCACGUGGCAGUCCGUCCUGUACCAUAAGCGCAUUUGUCCGGCACGCAAGAGUCAGCGCCUGGCUGCUGCCGCGCGCGACCAAGUGAGCAGUCAGACAGUGCAAGUGAAUCUCCAUCGCCUCUAUUACAACCAUGCGCGGCAGGCCAUGCUCGCGCUGUCGGAGGACGUAAAUAGCUUGUCUGAUUAUGAAGAGAUGAAACCAGAAGAUCUCACCAGUCGCACAUCCCUGUUGGACCCUUCGGAAAGAGGUUUACAGUACUUGGGACUGUCGUGGAUAUGGCAGAUUGAUGUUCAGCUCAAGCUAGGUGGAGAGAAAGGGAAAACCCUCCUGAAUGAAUAUGCUCGCCAACAUUGGAUGAAAGCACGCUGCCGACGUGAUCGUGCUGUUGAAGAGCUGACGAUCUUGCGUCAUGAGAUGGACUGGAUUCCGCGCGAGUUUGAUCACCAAGCGGAUAUCUGGCGGGACUGA